UCAGCCAGCCAGCGGACUCAGCCAACUCCACCAGUCAGCCAACCAUUCCCAACUUGAACGGUCGUGAAUGACUCGGACUCGGCCAGGCGACCGAACGGUUGGUUAGAAAAAAACGCAGCUGAUUAUUACAUUAAACCUUAAACCGAGCCGACUGGUCAUCAAGUGCUGUGCUCGCUCAAGUAUUUAAAGCUCCUCCAUCCCUGUCUCACCCAAAACUUUCCAACCUGUUCCCAUCUCUUACAUAUCUCUCACCACCACCACCAACAACAACCAAAGUCCCCCCCCUCUUCAACCUUCAUCUACUAAAACAUCAUGUCAACCGACCAGCAAUCAGCUCUGCCCAAACCACCCAAUCUCAUCAACCCCAUCGAACCCGCAAACCCUUCUUCUCAUCCACUGGGCCCUCGUUCUCAGCCGCAACCCAACAGCAACGAUAACAGAAGCCAUCUGUCUCCCUCAGCAGACGCUUACCCAUCGCCAGUCUCUCCACAGCACAAUUCACCCUUAUCACCCUCCUCUCAACCACCAAACAGGCCACUGAUCUUCUCACAUCAAGAUCAGCAAUCUCAACCAUCAUCACCUCUACCCCCCAACCUACCCUCCUCUUCUUCAUCCCAAUCGUCUGGAUCAUCAUCCAAUUCAAAUCAACAGCAGCAACAGCAACAGCAACAGCAACAGCAACAGCAGCAACACAGUCAAACGCGACCUCGCAUCAGGACUGAUUCAUUCUUUGGGAUCGAUACGAUCGAACCCUUCCAACAAUCACCUCAGCCCGUCUCUGCUUCUCAACAACCUUACAUCAACAGUACCCCUCACUCCGAUCCACGGAUCCAACAACGACAGCCAGAUCCCAAUCAAUUCACUCAAGGCCAACCUGUCAAUCCCAACCUUCGACCUUCAUCGUUCUACGGACUUCAAGUCGAUCCCACCGCAGAACGCACCCAAGGCCAUUCUAGUCCAAACUACAGAUCAAGCGGCACCAACAGUCCAGCGUCCAGCUUACCACCCGAUUCAACCGAUCACCGCCAUCGCCAGCUCAACACCCUCUCCAUAGGUCGCACCAGUCAACGUCGCCAAUCCAGCAGACUUAGCUCGAUUCCUCAUCCUCAAGAAGGAUUUAUCCUCGAUCCCAAUAACCCAAACAGUCUCUCGGCCGGCCCCCUACUCGAUAAUAGCCACCUCAAACCUGGCAACAAGGCCAAACUCUUGAAUCAUGCCAAAACCCUUGAACUUUACCGAAACAAUGCCAAAAAAACCAACGAUCCCGAGGUCAUGUUUGAGUUUGGAUGUUUCUUGAUGGACUUGGUCAAAGAGAUGAACUAUGAGGAUGAUGAGGACUACAAAUCUGCCGAUGGUCAAACUGAUUCCCUCGAUGGUCAGAGACGAAGGUCUACUUUAGAUCCUUCUCCCAAAUCCUCAUCACCCGGAUGCCCCAGCACUGACAGAGAGAAGGAGAAGGCUUCACUUACCCAGGAGGCGUUAUUCUUGCUCCAAAAAUUAUCCAAUCGUGGGCAUGUCCAGUCACAAUUCUUAUUGGCCGAUUGUUAUACCAAAGCGAUCGGAACUGGUGGUGGUGUAUCGUCUGUUGGUCUUCAGCAGCUUGGCAGCGGCGGACCUGGAUCGGAUAUAUCCAGUCCCAUGACGCGAAAGGGCUCGAAACAAGACUAUGAACGCGCGUUCCCCCUGUUCGUCUUGGCUGCUAAACACGGCCAUGUUGAGGCCAUGUAUCGUGCUGGACAGUGCUGCGAGUUUGGUUGGGGAACUCGUAAAGAAAGAGAUAAGGCUCUACAAUUCUAUCGAAAAGCCGCGAUAGCUCAACACCCAUUGGCAAUGUAUCGUCUUGGCCUGGCUGAUCUGAACGGCGAUCUAGGUCAGCCAAGGAAGCCAAAAGAUGGUGUAAAAUGGUUGAAACGGGCUGCUGAAAUGGCAGACUCAGCGCACCCGAAUCCCUUGCACGAACUCGCUCUCUUACACGAACGUGGGUUGGAACAUGUGGUCUUUGUCGAUUACGAUUAUGCGGUGGAACUGCUCGCUCGGGCGGCAGAAUUAGGUUAUGCACCGAGUGCAUACAAGCUCGGUGAAUGUUACGAGUACGGGAGAAUGGGAUGCCCUCAGGAUGCAGCAUUGAGUAUUCAUUAUUACAACAUCGCUGCUCAGCAGAACCAUAAAGAAGCCUGUUUCGCUCUUACGGCUUGGUAUCUCGUGGGCUCGCCUGGUGUCUUGCCCCAAUCGGAUACCGAGGCGUAUUUAUGGGCCAAGAAAGCGGCCGAGGCAGGCUUAGCGAAGGCUGAAUAUGCAGUCGGAUACUUUACCGAGGUCGGUGUUGGGACCACUCGAGAUGAACGGGAAGCGCAACGAUGGUUCAGGAGCGCAGCUGAACAUGGCGACAAGCGAGCUAAGGAGCGACUGAAAAAUGCGGCGGGUGGGCUGACGGUAAUUCAGGAUGGCACGAUUAAGGAUAAUAGCAAAGAUGCCAGAGAUGGGGCCGGCGGUAAACGCAAGAGCCGUUCUCCCCUCACUACCAGACGCAAUACGGGCAGUCCCAACGAAAACUCUCUCCCCGUUCACCCUCCUCUUCCACCCCCUCAUCCUUCAUCCGGGCAAGGCUUAAGUCCUAUCGGCGCCGAAAAUAAGAAAGGAAAAGAAGACUGUAUUAUCGUGUAACUUCCGCCCUUUUUUUCUUAUUCCUUAUCUUGUUGUACUUUUUUUUCUUUCAUUUUUUGAUUCUGGGGUUCGGCAAUCAUUUUCUUCUUCUUCUUCUUCUUCAUACAUAUUGAAUAAUUAUUUAUUGAACAAUGGGUUGUCUUUGUAUGUCCUUGAAACUUGAAAACCCCCUAAGGAGUACAACAUUUCAUCUACACCAACAUUCCCCUUGAAUCCAACGCACACAAGACAUUGUUUUCUUUAUUUUUAUUAUUCUUGUUUUCUUUCUCUUCUAGUUCAUUUUUCUAAAUAAAACUGAGAUUUCACUGCACGUUGUAUUCCACUUCACUCCACUCUUAUCUUUGUAUCUUUUGAAAGAAAAGAAAAGAUGAGAAAAAC
This is a messenger RNA of Puccinia graminis f. sp. tritici CRL 75-36-700-3, 3042 nucleotides long. RefSeq lists its product as uncharacterized. Gene Ontology annotation, molecular function: protein binding. Bases 313 to 2664 code for a protein of 783 amino acids. The record is from RefSeq and is a predicted model, not a curated record. NCBI's taxonomy places the organism in Eukaryota, Fungi, Basidiomycota, Pucciniomycetes, Pucciniales, Pucciniaceae. The transcript has 9 exons.